Molecule: messenger RNA, 810 nt
Organism: Colletotrichum spaethianum
Lineage: Eukaryota; Fungi; Ascomycota; Sordariomycetes; Glomerellales; Glomerellaceae
Exons: 2
Coding region: 1-810 (269 amino acids)
Source: RefSeq, a predicted model, not a curated record
AUGUCUUUUAAGAUCAACUCACUCCUCAAUCCCGAGGGAUCAAUCAACCAAGAGGCCGAGGUCCGCAAGAUCCUCAGUAAAGCAUAUGCCGACUGCGACAGGACGCUACCCAAACAAGAUCCCAAGGAGGGCGCACUGGCAUACUUUAGCGAUGUCCUCAUCCACAUCACCGAAGUCUUGUACAAGAACUUUACCGACGAGCUCCUGGACGAGGAACGCCUGAAUUCGACGGGCCACAACAUUGUUGAUCAGGCGUAUCGUGCGAAUGGGUUUAAUGACAUGGGCAUCCUUGAGUUCCAUACCAGGAAGCGCAAAAUGCUCAGGAGCAUGAAGGAGACGGUCGACUCCAACACAGCCAGCCUUAAGAACAUUAGGGAGUGCGCUUCUCCCGUUCACGAGAAGCACCCUUCAGAGCCCGGCCAGCAGACCUUCUUCUCGGAAUCGAGCUCCAGGUCGUCCUUUUCCUAUUCGGCGUCAUCGUCUGGUGCGGUUUUCUCCGCAGUCGGAUCACAAGCGUCUGUUUCGGAUGGCUCGCAUACAUACCGCCAGUCUGACCGGUACCGUCGGUCGUCCACCCCCGCUUCUCCGCAAGAAGAUGACGACGGCAAUGAGGAUAUCGACGACGACGACACCAUGAUGGGCGACGAUAGCGUAGAUGGCCCAAGAAUGGGCACCAACGUAGACAUGGACUCUUUGAGGCACAGAGGAAAGGGUCACUACAUCUGCCCCCAUUGGCAGACGUGUCAAAAGGGAGGCCAAGACCACAAGGGGGGGCCCAAGAUCUUCUACCGCAACUGCAUGUACAGGUAA